UUGUACUUGUGUACGUGUUGAAAGGAAGAAAAAGCAAAAUAAUCAUUCCACUGUUUCUUGACGGAAAUUCAGCUAAACAGAAGUAUCGUUUGUGCUGUUUGCCGCAAGACCUUGAAGCCGUCUUCAGGUCUCACGCUUGCCGUUCCAGUUUGACUAUGGAUCCCGGCGAUGAUGGCGUAGACUUGGGGCCCGUAGAUGGAACCUUUGCGGAUGAAUUUGAGGAAGCGUACACCUCGAAAAAGAGAUCCUAUGCUGAUGCUGGUUUGGAUGAUGGUGCACCUGCCAAGAAGCCAAUGACAGAGGACUACCUUGAUGUCCAUCAACAGCCGAUAUCAACUCUUGGUUCGAGCCAUCCUCCACCAUUGGCACCACCAUCUGGAUCGGGGAACAAAGCCACACAGGAGGUUGCUGUGUCUGAGAGCCUGAUGGGAAUGGUAAUGGGCAAAGGUGGAGAGACAAUUCGCCGUCUGCAAUCCGAAUCAGGUGCCCGUAUUCAGACUGGUGAGGCUGGUCAAGGAAGCGAGCGUAUUCUGACAAUUACUGGCGAUGCGGAGAACGUAGUCAAAGCCCGAAUGCUGCUGGAGCAGUUACUAAAUGAGAGUGGUGCGAGUGGUAGACCGAAGACUGCAUCAUCUUCAGGGCCAGUAAUGACAGUUUCUAAUUCAGCUGCUGCUGCAGGUACAGACAUAUUUGACAUGAUGCUCCCAGCGAAUAAAGUCGGACUUGUCAUCGGCAAGGGCGGUGAGACCAUAAAACGUCUUCAAGCAGAGAGUGGCUGCGUCAUGUUUGUCGUUCAAGAUGGUCCUUCUCCAGGUGAAAAGCCUCUGCGUAUACAGGGCACACCACAGACCAUAGAGCAUGCUCGGGUGCUUGUCAAUGAAUUAUUGAAUUCAUCAGACAUGCCGCCAGGUGCCAAUGCACCAGGCUUGCGAAUGGAUGUGCCGCGCGAGGUCGUGGGUGUUGUUAUUGGCCGCGGUGGUGAAAACGUGCGCCGCAUCCACAAUGAGACAGGCGUGCGCAUCCAGUUUCAACCAGACUCCGGCGAGAAGACCAGAACCGCUGUGCUAAGUGGACCAGCGGAAAACCUUGCUGCGGCGCAGAAAAUCAUCUUGGAUGUCAUGUCUGAGCGAAAUCAGGGAGGAUCCGGUGGAAGCAGUAUUCCCAAUGCUGGUGGCUCUGGAGGUAAUGUUCAGGAAGUCCAGUUCCCUGUCCCAGCCAACCAGUGUGGUCUUGUUAUAGGCCGGGGUGGUGAGACUAUUCGGCAACUGAAGCAGCAGAGCGGCUGUCAUAUUGAGCUGAACCGGAAUAUCGUCACCAGUCCAGACUUGAAGGUAUUCAUCUUGCGUGGCAGUGAUUCCGCCAUUUCCCAUGCACAGCAGUUGAUCCGCGAGAAGUGCAAUGCUGGACCCGGUGGUUCCAAUCAGCAGCGAUCAAAUGAUCACGGAGGUCCGAUGGGCGGGCCACCUCAUAUGGGUGGUCCUCAUAUUCGUCCACCCGGUGGUCCUAUGUUUGGAGGUCAUGGUGCUCCUCCAAUGUAUCCAAACCCGUACGCGGGCGGUGUUCCUCCAGGCGCAGGUCCAGGAGGUGCAGGUCCAGGCGGAGCACCCGGUGCUGACGCGUCGUCUGCUUGGGCCGCGUAUUAUCAGCACUACUACCAGCAGUACAGUGCCCAGCAGGCAGCGGCGGCGGCGGCAGCUGCUGCAGCAGCUGCCGGUGGAGCUGGCCCUGGAGCUGGCGCUGCUCCGUCCACACCUGCCAGCGCAGCAUCCAUGGCUGGAUCGAGCUCAGCGGCUGGAGCCGCAGCAGCGGCAGCAGCAACCCACGGCCUGUCUACAGCGGAAGUGGAAGCUCAAUGGCGUGAGUACUACCGGCAGCUGGGCUAUGCCUACCCUGGCGCGCAAGCAUAAGCAGUGGACGACGCUGCUGUUGUUACUGCUGGCCAUCUCAUGUGCCUUUCUAGGCCACGUCUGCUCAGGUGAGCGUGAAGUCAUGUUAGGACUGUGCUUCAACGCUCGUGUGUGUGUGUAUGUAGGUGCGGGUGGUGGCCUGGUGUGGGUCUCUUUUGCUGGUUAGUCCACCAGCUGUGUAUAGAUUGGAAGGUACGGACUCUUUCAUUUUGUAUUUCAGUUUUUGUGACCUUCCUCUUUUCUUGCUGUUGUGGUGCCAGCAGCUCUGCUGCCCUCAGUGAACUGUGUGGUCUCUCCUGUAUCGAUGUAUAGAGAUAUGUAUUCUAGGUGGUAUGGUUUUGUGCGUUUUCUUGUUGUUGUGGGUGGCCGUGACGGCAUUGUCGUUGUCGUUGCUGCUGCUGCUGCUGCUUUCAUUUUGUUUCGUCUUUUUAUCCCAGUUAACUUUUUAUGUCUAUUUUGUAUAUCGGUCUGUUCCUAUGUAAGCUCUGGAUGCCAAGGCAGUUCAUCAGUCAUAUAGUGACUUUUCUCUGCAACGGCAGACAGCCA
Molecule: messenger RNA, 2453 nt
Organism: Sycon ciliatum
Lineage: Eukaryota; Metazoa; Porifera; Calcarea; Leucosolenida; Sycettidae
Product: far upstream element-binding protein 1-like
Exons: 1
Coding region: 156-1907 (583 amino acids)
Biological process (GO): regulation of gene expression
Cellular component (GO): cytoplasm; nucleus
Molecular function (GO): mRNA binding
Source: RefSeq, a predicted model, not a curated record